Molecule: messenger RNA, 2076 nt
Organism: Bactrocera tryoni
Lineage: Eukaryota; Metazoa; Arthropoda; Insecta; Diptera; Tephritidae
Product: mucin-5AC-like
Exons: 5
Coding region: 250-1998 (582 amino acids)
Biological process (GO): apoptotic process; proteolysis
Cellular component (GO): cytoplasm
Source: RefSeq, a predicted model, not a curated record
UUAGAUGGUAAUAAUAAUAAUAAUAGUACCCAACGAUCACCCUCCUCCGCACAACCGACGCGAGGCGCGCAAUCCGCAAACGACCGAAAUUAGCGGAGAAAGUUUUUAAGCGUUGCGAUUUUAAGCUGCUCAGCUACAGAAUCAAAAACUUCCAACAGCCAUAAUUAAGAAUUAGUUUAAACACCCUUUUGUUGUGCACAAAUUGUUAGUUAGUGAGUUGUAGACAUUUCUUUGAAACAGCUGUGCAAAAUGUUUAAAAAGAGUGCAAAGAAGGAACCAAAUGAUUCCAAAGAAGCUAAAAACAACGCCCUGGUGCUACAGGAUCCACGCAUGAAAGUGCGCACUGCCACUGCGCAUUCGGAGACAACGAAUACGACCGAAAAAAGUGCAACGAUUUUCGACAAUGAAAAUAACAAAAUGACUCAUCAAACCGUCAGGCAAACGGUGACGAAUCAAAAGACUGCUCGCGUCACUGAGAUCUCAAUACGUCGUACACCCACUAAAGAGGAAUUGGCUGAGCUGUUAAUGACGUCUGGUCCCUUUCCGAAUUUCACCAAUCCUACAUCAUGGACCAAACAGGAGACUACAGUUACGCAAACAAAUGGCGGCACACAGACUUCCUUUCUGCAACAGCAAAAAAUGAAAUUCCAACAGUCGACUGGUACAAAAAUGGGGUCGGGUGCGUCGUGGAGAGAUUUCACCAGCAGUAAGCCAACAACAACAACGUUUAACGUUCAUGUCGAUAACUAUGCUCCACAGUCGAUGCUUAGGGCGCUGCCAGCGCUUCCCAGCUCAACGCCGCCGACUGGCUCAUCAUUGAUGAAACCCAUUCGCAGCACAACAACAACAACAAGCGUCUCUCCACUUGCAAAUAGUUAUAGUCGCAGUACAACAACAAGCGUCUCUCCACUUGUAAAUAGUUACAGUCGCAGUCAAAGUGGCAGCGGCAGUAAGUUGGCCAUCUCGAAAAUAGGUACGAGCUCGAGUGACACCAGUAUUGCAAGCAAAAGAGCCGCAUUUUUUAAUACCAAUACACCAGCAACAACAAUAACUCCAGCAUAUUCUAAUACUAAAUCAGCAACAACAAUAACGCCAAAUUAUGUGUCGCCUUAUGGCAAUAGCGCGUAUAGGCCACGUGACGCGAUUAGUUACACCAAACCCACAACCACCACCAGUUCUAUGUAUCUCUCACCAAUUUUGACCAGCACAAAACCGCUAACAACAAAGCCUUUAUCGCAAAGCAGCAGCUUUACGCCAGCGAUCAAGCCCUCGACGCAAACGUUGUCGCUGCCGCAAAAGUCACUAAGUGCCAGUGCAGUCCAAGUCAAGUCUAAUCUAAAGCCAGGUUACGCUGUGAUUUUCAAUACCGUGGACUUUGCGGACAAGACGCGAUUUGACAAGCGUGACGGCAGCGAUUAUGAUGCGAAGCUCAUAAAGGAAACAUUGCUGAAGUACAAAUUGAAUGUGGACACUAAAAAGAAUCCUACAGUCAACAAUAUCAAGGAUACUAUUAGGAAAUUAACAACAAAGAAUUUCAAAAAUUAUUCUUGCCUGGUAAUUGUUAUACUUAGCCAUGGUAGUGCAAAUGAUUCGAUUGCGGCCACCGAUGGCGUCUACAAUUUGAACGAAGUCAUACUUUAUCCAAUACUAGAUAUACCAACGUUGAAGGACAAACCGAAAAUAUUCAUUAUACAAGCCUGUAAAGGUGACCUGGUACCGGGUGAAUAUAAAACAGAUGCUUAUACGACACGCGGACCGCCAACUGAAAUAUUGAAAUGUUACAGUACUUUUGAAGGUUAUGUGUCAUAUCGCACCGACUCCGGCAGCCCAUUCGUGCAAGCCUUAUGUGAUGAAAUUAAGCUUAAAGGAGAUAAUACCAAUAUAGAGCAGCUCAUGAAGAACGCCAUAGCAACAGUGAAGACUAAAACAGCUGCAAAACAAGUUCCAAGCAUGACUACUACCCUCACAAAGCCGUUUGUUUUUGGAGAUUAUGUGUAAAUUUAUAAUAACUGUUACUAACUUUAAAAUUUUGACUGCUGGCGACAAUGUCUUACUUAUAAUGUACAAUAAAUAAUA